This is a messenger RNA of [Candida] anglica, 498 nucleotides long. The record is from the annotation of a GenBank genome assembly. NCBI's taxonomy places the organism in Eukaryota, Fungi, Ascomycota, Pichiomycetes, Serinales, Debaryomycetaceae.
AUGAGUGGACUUUCCAGCAGAGUCAUGAACAUGAAGUUCAUGCAGAAGGAUGGUUCCGAGAAAACUGAAGAAGUUACCAAGAAGGUUAUAGAUUCUUCAGAAUGGAAAUUACCAAAUGCUACUGCGAUCAUUUCGCGGGCUAAAGUUGGCAAUACAAUUGAAACUGUAGGAUAUUCUAGUAUAAACUCGUUUGCAAGCGACUCAGUGCCGACGAGGAGAACCUGGGGUGCUCCAGCUAAGGAAGAAGUGGUCGAAGAGGCUGCCGGGUUGGAUGUCCUGAAGCUUAAGGAUGCGGUAGACAAGAAAUCGAAACGUAAGAAUUCAUCUGACAGACCUGAAAAGGUGGAAAAAUCUAAAGAUUUCUUGAGAAACCUUUGGGAUAGGAAACUGAGCAUAGAUGAAUCGAAGGAAGAAUCAGAAAACAUUCCUUCUGAAAAGAAGAGAAGUGGGGACUACAUACCCAACAUCAAGAACAAGCAAAAACGUUUGCAGAAAUAG